Messenger RNA from Suillus subalutaceus, 372 nucleotides. RefSeq lists its product as uncharacterized. The transcript is spliced from 3 exons. Lineage: Eukaryota; Fungi; Basidiomycota; Agaricomycetes; Boletales; Suillaceae. Bases 55 to 315 code for a protein of 86 amino acids. Gene Ontology annotation, cellular component: mitochondrial inner membrane peptidase complex. The record is from RefSeq and is a predicted model, not a curated record.
GUCCCACUCUACCCGACGCGUCCUUCAAAUCUUCUCUCACAGUUUCUGGAGUUCAUGCACAUGGCCUUCCAUGAAGAAUCUGAUAAGGUGACGGAGACUCAGAGAAAGAAGUGUCGACUAAUGGAAAUAGUGCAAUAUACAUGUGAACCAGAAGAGCUCCCUAGUGGAGAAGUUCGUCCUCGAUGCUUUCCUAUCCCUCGCAUCUUUAGGAUAUGCCCUGACCGACCGGCCGUGGAACUCACGAAACUUAUCAAGAUCGACCUCAAGACAGGAGAGAUUGAAAUGCCGGACGAGUCAAGGUUUGUUAUCGGAUGAUGCAUCGUGGCCAUCUAUUUAGUCCAUCCAAUACAGUUCCCUUCUUCCAAAGGGCAA